AUGCCUGGCGUCUACGGUGGUGACGAGAUCAAUGCGGUCGUCCUCGAUCCAGGUGCCUCCAUUUUUCGCGGCGGAUGGGCUGGUGAAGAUCAGCCCCGCUCCAUUUUCCCUUCCCAUUAUGGAUGGCUGCCCAUGACAGAAGAGGAGCGUAGGACGUAUGGCGACUCCUCCAAGACGGCAGACGCUAGUGAAGCAGAUGGCGAUGUAUCGAUGGCCAGUGCUGAUGGCUCUGCGCCUGCCCCUGCGCCUCCCCGUGGCGUGUCCUUCGACGCUUCGAAGGGACGUAAGCGUUUCGUGGGCGAUGCGGGUGUGUCCUACUGGCGGGCUGGCCUCGAAGUAGAUACGCCUUUUGAUCACGAUGGCAUUGUGCAAGACUUUGAUGCAUUCCAGGCACUUUCAUCGCAUGCGCUUGAUGUAUUGUCCGUCUCGGCGCCUGUGCACCCCUUGCUGCUCACGGAGCCAGCAACGAAUCCCAAAUCGGUGCGUGCCAAAACGGCCGAAAUCGCUUUUGAAGGGCUGGACGUGCCGGCGUUUUAUCUUGCGAACCGUACUGUCCUGAGCGCGUUUGCGUCGGGUCGGCCUACUGCGCUCGUUGUUGACGUAGGCGCAUCGCAGGUAUCUGCGAUUCCUGUGGUCGAUGGCUUUGUAUUGCGGAAAGGCAUUCAUACCCAACCCAACGGCGGCGACGCUGUAUCGCGGGCACUGCUUUGGGGGCUUACGCAUGAAAUGGGCGAAAAGAACAAGAGCGGCUGGCUGGCAGACAGUCUUGUACCGCAGUUCCUGGUCAAGAGCAAGCAGCCUGUGGACCCGGGUAUGCCGGCGCAAGCGACGUUGCGGGAUGACCGGUUGCAGGCCACAGCCCCAUCAUUCCGCAUGUACAAGACGAUGGAGCUCCUUAACGACUUCAAAGAGGCGGUGUGUCAAGUGCUUGAGGCGCCGUGGGACGAAAGCCAGGCGGCCGCGCGCCCGACAAAAAUGUAUGAGUUCCCUGACGGCACCAACGAUGCAUUUGGACCGUUACGAUUCAAGGCACCGGAAGCCAUUCUUACUCCGAGCCUGUACGCGGACAAGACCGAUGUGCUACCAGCGCGCGACAACCUGACGUACAUGGGCCUCACCGACUUGAUCUUGCAGGCGACCAAGGCUGUGGAUGUGGAUGCUCGUGCCUCCAUGUUCAGCAACAUUGUUUGUGUGGGUGGUGGUACCCUUCUGCCGGGCUUUAUGGACCGCUUGAGCUACGAACUAAGCGUGGCCGCGCCUAGCCAGCGCAUCCGCAUUCACUCGCCUGGCAACUACACAGAACGCCGUCAUUCAACCUGGCUAGGUGGCAGUAUUCUCGCGAGUCUGGGUACAUUCCAUCAGCUCUGGAUCAGUAAGCAAGAGUAUGAGGAGCAUGGCAGCUCGAUCGUGCAUGUACGAUGCAAAUAG
Molecule: messenger RNA, 1428 nt
Organism: Malassezia pachydermatis
Lineage: Eukaryota; Fungi; Basidiomycota; Malasseziomycetes; Malasseziales; Malasseziaceae
Product: act1-actin
Exons: 1
Coding region: 1-1428 (475 amino acids)
Biological process (GO): regulation of transcription by RNA polymerase II
Cellular component (GO): SWI/SNF complex; NuA4 histone acetyltransferase complex
Molecular function (GO): chromatin binding
Source: RefSeq, a predicted model, not a curated record